CAUGACAGAAUGUAUCAAAGACUGCUGCAGGACAUUUAUGUCCAAGAAGAACGAGCCAGAGAUUCAGAUGAUUAAGGUUCGACCUCCUGGUAAAUUAACUGCUGAGUCUAAUGUGAAGAGGAAUGUUGGAGUAUCAGAGGAUUAUCUGCUGUCUAAACUGCCUCCGGAUGGCCGGGAGGUUCCAUUCGUUGUCCCAAACUUCAAACCUUCCUAUAUCCAGCCGAGAGGAGCACAGUACUCUGGCUACAACAUUGGGCAACAGAGUGCCACAAGGACCACUUAUGCAGAAAGGAAGGCAGAACUCGCAGGAGCCGGUCAAAUGAUGUAUGACCCUGAUUUGACCUUAAACAGCAGUCAUAUGAUCAGCUACGUGUCACCAGGCUCACUGAGACGCCCCACUCUGAAAAUCAGACCCAACAGCAGUCCUGGCACAGGUUUGGAACACAGUGACAAACAGAGACUCAGUCUUUCCAUGUAUGAUCUGUCAAACACUCAGGGCCACGUACAGCGGUAUGAUUCUGUAUCCAGUGUCCAGAGCAGCACAUCCUCCAUUCAGGAAUCCUUUGGGAGCAGCCGUAGUCUAGAGUCCAUCACACUGUCUGGCGAUGAGCGAGAUUGUGAGCCAGGAAAAGUGUGUGUGCACCUGAAGUAUGAAGAGGCAGUGGAGCAGGUGUGGAUCACCUUAGUGAAGUGUACAGAUUUGAGUGUGUAUACUGACGGGGUGGAGGUGCAGAAGAUUGGGGUCAAAGGGGUCAUCACCAUGACCAAGCCAGUGCGAUUUAAGAGCACCGUCAAGGAAGCAUCAGCAGACACUGUCUUCAUGGAGACAUUUGUGUUCACUCUGAACUUAGAGCAGAUACGCAGAUCUGCACUGGUGCUGUGCCUGCAGGCUCACGCACCACGUAGGCGUACGCUGGGAGAGUGUGUAUUAUCUCUGCGAACCCUUGGACCACAGGAAACAAAGCACUGGCUGGAGUUCAAGCCUCACUCUAAAACACAUGUGAGUCCUCACCUGUUGUAUCCCUUUGUGACUGCAUAUCUAAUCCCAACUGUCUCUCCCUCUCCAGAUCCUUCCUGGUUUUGA
Molecule: messenger RNA, 1084 nt
Organism: Sinocyclocheilus anshuiensis
Lineage: Eukaryota; Metazoa; Chordata; Actinopteri; Cypriniformes; Cyprinidae
Product: tandem C2 domains nuclear protein-like
Exons: 8
Coding region: 2-1084 (360 amino acids)
Cellular component (GO): nucleus
Source: RefSeq, a predicted model, not a curated record